Diachasmimorpha longicaudata is the source of this 4994-nucleotide messenger RNA. RefSeq lists its product as uncharacterized. The transcript has 25 exons. The coding region runs from base 46 to 4866 and encodes 1606 amino acids. NCBI's taxonomy places the organism in Eukaryota, Metazoa, Arthropoda, Insecta, Hymenoptera, Braconidae. The record is from RefSeq and is a predicted model, not a curated record.
AAAAAUAUUCAUUUCCAUCUGACCGUAGACCAAAGGCUUAGAAAAAUGUUGUUGUUACGGCUGGCACUGAUUGUGCCGCUGGUGCAAGUAGCACCAUUUAUUAUGCCAAGUCUAAGUGACAUGUGGAAACUAGCAAAGCUUGGAUUUGAAAUCGGAAGUAAGAUAAAAAAAGGUUACGAUUUUUACGAAGGACUCACGAAGGAUAAGGACGCGAAAAUAGAUAAAGUAUUGGAGCAAGUCGCUGAAAUAUCCAACAAAAUUGAUGGAUUCGAAUCACGAUUGGAUCAGAGAUUGGACGCUAUAGUGGAAACUUUGGUCUCCAGAAUUACACUUAUUGGAAAGCUUGAUAAUUCAUUCCUCGAGCUGCACAAGCUCAUCGUAGACGUUGAUCAGCUCUGGGAUAAUUAUAUGAAGUACUCGAAGGAUCGCAAAGAAUUCCAUAGCAGUACACUCAAGGCUUUCAUCAGGUCGGCGACCGGCGAUCAGCAAGGUGGUCUUCAGAAAAACCUCAACCAGAUACACCGAUUACUUGUUCCGCUCAGAACGCAACAUAUCAGGGACAGUUUAUUCCUAACUAUGUUGAAGUACGAACGGGAAACCGCGUUGACAUCUUGUGAUGAAGGCAUGUCACAUGCUCAAGCAAUUCACCAAAUUUAUUAUAGCGUUGCCAUCACCGAAUUACGAGGUUUCGUCAUGGCUGCCUGGGCUUAUGGAUUAAAACCAAGAUAUGAGAAAGGAAAGUACACUGGCGAAGUGAACGCGAUUGAGGCGCGAUUUGCAUUGAGGGCGCGAGACUAUAUGGUGGCUGCCAAAGAAGCCAUGUCGGUAGCUUCAAACAGACUUCGCGUCUGUGAUCCUAAGGCUGGGCAUAAAAAAGGAUUAACGUUUGUGGAACUGGAGGAAGCCUUCCAAACCUAUAUAAUUAAUGAAGCAGAUAUACAUCCUAGCGAUUCGUGUAAAGCCACUUGUGGUACGAUAGGGCAUCAAACAUACCGCAGAAAGACAGAUAGCUACAAGAAUUAUAAUUAUGACAGACCUUGCUGGGGUACUAUUCGGGAUUGCAGAUAUGGAGGAGGAAAAAUGACGACUUGCGAUACGAAAGGGGAAAGGAACAACUCGAAAAGAUAUUACUGGUUCAAGGACGAUGAAGGAACAGUUUAUGGAGAUAAUUCUGCUGGUUGCCCUGGGCAAACGAAUUGGCCCAAGGGAUGGACUCGUGGGUUCUACAGAUGUGACUAUUGUAUUUGCACAUGUGAAAAUGAUAAAUCUUUCAAUCGCGCUAAAACGGGCGUCAGUCUUCGUCCUUCAGUGAGCGACACCCGCAACAAUAUGGUAGUCACGGGUGUCAGACUAGUUCAAGUAGGCAAGAUUAUUCAAAUUCAAGUUCGCGAAGGAAAACUCCAACCGGAAGGAUCAAUUUUGAAAAACACUGAUCGAUGGGUGCCACUUGAAGAGUUGGAAUAUGCUUAUCUGAAGCCUUCAAGUUCAUUUUAUUUGAAGAGGGGCAACAGAAAAGACAUGCUAGUCCAGGGAAAAGAUUUUGAAUACAUCAGGACUGACGUGAAAACAAUAAAUUUGGAUGAUGUUUCAGCGCCAGCAGGCCAGGUCGUCGUCGGUGUUCGACUUCAACAUUUGAAAGCCACGAAGGAAACAAAAGAUAAUCCGCUUCGUCUUGAGGUUUUGGGGGCGCCAUAUGAUUAUCUGACUGGAAAAUUAAAGAUUUCAUGGAGCCAACCAGCUAGAUGGGUUGGUGUGGAGCAGAAACAGAGAGUCAAGGUCAAGUUCAGCGAACCAGAUGACCCGACCAAACAUGCACUAAAUGUGCCAACGCUAGCGUCAAAUCUCCACGUAAUUUUCCAAGAAUCAGACGGUAAGAAGGACGCAGGACAAUGUACAAUCCCAUUCUGGGAUAUACAAGAAGUAGUGACAACACCCAGUGCUGCACUCCAAGGAAUUGGUAUUUUCCACAAAGGGCAUAGAGAUGGGCUUUAUGGAGGAUACCUUGCGUUGCGGCUACUCUCACUUAAUAUUGCCGAUAAUCUUAAUACCACAUUGCCACCAGAGCUGAAAAAGUCUUAUCAACAGAUUCAUACCUCUCCUCCGUAUGCACCAACGAGAAACCUUAUAUGCAAGUUGUCAACAUUCUGGAUCAUACGGGUUGGUUUAUGGGGUACACUUUUGACGAGUAGAAGAAUAUUGUACAGUAUUGUAUUGUACAGUAUAUCAUUCCUAGGUCACAUCUUAGCUCAUCCGACACUCAAUGAACAUUUAAUGUUUAAGGUUGAAGAGAAAAAAUACCUUUUACUCCAUUUCAUUAAAUUUUUGGGGUGCUACAAGCCUAUGAUCCGUGAUUCUCAGUUGAGAAAUCCCAUAUUGACAAUAUUUUUCAUUUCAUCGAAGGAUUUGAAUCUCGAUUACAUCAUUAUUUAUUUAAUACUAUGGAAUUGUAUAAUUCAUAUCGGGACAAGUGAUAUAACAAGAAGAAUAUUGCCUCCGAUCACAUUCCCGAUAACAUGUCCACAUCUUGCAUUUGGUGUUUCCAAAUGCAACAAUAUAUGCAAGUUAUUAUCAUUGUACACCGUAGCAGGUUGCUUAUAUGCGCAUUAUGAGAGGGGUGAAGGAAACUGCAUGGGUGAUGUCGUAGAUAGUAGACAGGGGGAGAGGAAAGAUGAGAGUUUGUACCUCGUGGGGCUGGUGAACAGAUUUUUGAAUGACUAUGGCCUUGUCAAAAUUACGAACCACACAUAUUUGCUGAAAAUUAUAGACGUAACAAUACAUGCAAGAUCUUGCAAAAUGUUACUGUUAAAGCUCGUGUUAAUCAUGCCUCUUGUGCAUGUGGAACUCAUCAUGAUGCCAAGUCUAACUGACUUAUGGAAUAUUGCAAAAUAUACGUAUAAAGUUGGAAGCGCAAUAAAAGCAGGAUACAGUGCCUACAAAAGCUUCAAAGAUGAUACCAGCGAGAGAAUAGAUAAAAUAUUGAAUCAUGUAGUUGAAAUAUCUAGCCAAAUUGAAGGAUUUGAAACGCGAUUGGAUCAAAGAUUGGAUACUAUGGUGGAGUCCUUGGUGGCAAGAAUUACACUUGUUCAGAAACUUGAUUCGACAUUCCUCGAAUUGCACAAAACUAUUGUAGCCAUCGAUACUAUGUGGGAUAACUAUCUCAAGUAUUCACGGAAACGUCGGACUUACAACAAUAAUACGAUAAAAGCUUUCAUCGUCACAGCGACUGGACCACAGCAAGGUGGUUUGCAGGAUUUGAUCAGUCAAAUGCAUCGUUUGAUUGUCCCGCUCAGGACAGCAAAUAUAAGGGAAAGCUUGUUCAUGACCAUGUUGAAGCACGAGCGUGAAUCUCAACUGGUUAUCUGUGAUGAAGGUCUAUCCAAUCAAGAAACAAUUUAUCAAAUCUAUUACACUGUUGCCCUUACCGAAUUGCGAGGAUUUGCUAUGACUGGAUAUGCUUAUGGAUUACGGCCAAUAUACGAAACAGGGUCCUAUGAAGCAGAAGUGGAUAGUAUGCAAGCAUCGUUUACAAUGCGAACACGAGAUUAUAUAUUGGCUACUAAAGAAGCAAUGAAAAUAGCUUCAAAUAAAAUUCGCCGCUGUGAUCCUAAGGACGGAUAUAAGAGAGGAGUAAGUUUUGUAGAAUUUGAGGAACUCUUUCAAACGUACGUCGUCGCCGAAGCAGAUAUCCAUCCUGACGAUUCGUGUAGGGACACAUGUGGAACAAUAGGGCGAACGACAUUUUUAAGAUCUAUUGGCGAUUAUCUUGACUACGACUAUACAAGAAACUGCAUGGGUGAUGUCGUAGAUUGUAGAUAUGGAGGAGGAAAGAUGAAAGUUUGUACAGCGAAUUUUCCAAGGCGAUAUGAUUGGUUCAAAGAAUCUGAUGGAACGCUCAACGGAGAUAACAGUGGUGGUUGCCCCAGGCGAAUCUACGAACCAACAGGAUGGAUUCGCGGAUUUUACAGAUGUGAUUAUUGUGUCUGCACCUGCGAAGCCAAUAGAGCAAAUUCUAAAGCAAAAAGGGCCAUCAGUUUUAUUCCCGCUCAAUCCCGUGUCAUGCUGCACAUGGUCAUUACUGGCAUUAGACUAGUUCAAGACUUAGGAAUGAUUCAUCUGCAAAUUCAAGAAGGGCGAAUUCGACCUGGAGGUCUUAUUGAAAAGGGCAGUCAACAAUGGUUACCUAUCCCGAAAUUGCGAUAUGAGCAAGCUGGUUAUUUUGGAAGAUAUUGGAUAGACUAUCCAUCGAGAAGCGAACGAUUGAGAAGACGGGUGGACUUUGAUUUCAUCAGAGGUGCAGAAAGAGCAAUAAAUUUGGAUGACAUCAUGGCACCAGAAGGUCACGUCGUUAUAGGGGUUCGAUUUAGCCACCUAAAAGACCCAAAAAUUGAAACCGAUAAUCCGAUUCGUCUCGAAAUUCUGCAUAGGGGAUUUGACUAUUAUAAUGGGAAGUUAUCAUAUUACAUUGAGGAUGAAGCCAAAUGGAAGGGUAUAGACGGCCAUCAAAAGAGGACACUAAUCAAGUUUGAGAAGCCCGACAUUCCCAUGAAGCAUAAACUGAAUGUGCCUACAGUGCAACCAAAUCUUUUCGUUAAGUUCCGAGAGACAGACACGAAGAAGGAUGCUGGACAAAGCACUAUUCCAUUUUGGGAUAUACAGGAAGUGGUGACGGAUCCACCUUUUGCCCUUUCAGGUGUUGGUCUAUUACACAAAGGACAUAGAGAUGGAUUUUACGGAGGAUACAUGGCAUUGCGUCUCCUCACUUUUGAUUUCUCUUAUAAGCUUAAUGCUACGCUGCCAGAUAAUGUGCAGAAAUCAUAUCAGCAACUUUAUAAGAAACCCCUCUACUCACCAACUGGUGUCUUGUGAAAUGUUUAUAAUCAGGUUCAUGAAACGUUAUUCUCCUCGUACAAAAUGCCAAUGCCGAUGGAAGAUUUUGUAAUGAGAUGCAUUUUUAUUUAACUGAUGUAUUGAGAAUAAUAAUAACUAUCAAUUUA